Molecule: messenger RNA, 1605 nt
Organism: Acanthopagrus latus (yellowfin seabream)
Lineage: Eukaryota; Metazoa; Chordata; Actinopteri; Spariformes; Sparidae
Product: tubulin beta chain
Exons: 4
Coding region: 47-1468 (473 amino acids)
Biological process (GO): microtubule cytoskeleton organization; mitotic cell cycle
Cellular component (GO): cytoplasm; microtubule
Molecular function (GO): structural constituent of cytoskeleton; GTPase activity; GTP binding
Source: RefSeq, a predicted model, not a curated record
CCUAUCGGACACUCCCAGCUGCUCUGUGUACUGUAGCCUGACCAUCAUGCGUGAAAUUGUACAUCUCCAAAUUGGACAAUGCGGCAACCAGAUUGGCUCAAAGUUUUGGGAGGUGAUCAGUGACGAACAUGGGCUCAAUGCAACGGGCAACUAUGAGGGCGAUAGCGACCUCCAACUGGAGAGGGUCAACGUCUACUUCAAUGAGGCAUUUGGUGGUAAAUAUGUCCCCAGGGCCCUGCUUGUUGACCUGGAGCCUGGCACAAUGGACAGUGUAAGAGGAAGCCGCAUCGGGGCCCUUUUUAGGCCAGACAACUUCAUCCAUGGGAACUCAGGGGCUGGGAAUAACUGGGCAAAGGGGCACUACACAGAGGGAGCGGAGCUGGUGGAGCAGGUGAUGGACAGGGUGAGGAGCGAGAGUGAGAGCUGUGACUGCCUGCAGGGCUUCCAGCUGGUUCACUCACUGGGGGGUGGCACCGGCUCUGGCAUGGGAACCCUCCUCAUCAACAAGAUCCGAGAGGAGUACCCAGACCGCAUCAUGAACACCUUCAGCAUCAUGCCCUCCCCUAAAGUCUCCGACACAGUGGUGGAGCCAUACAACGCCACCCUGUCUGUCCACCAGCUCCUGGAGAACACAGACGAGACCUUCUGCAUCGACAACGAGGCCCUCUACGACAUCUGUUUCCGCACGCUGAAGCUGACCACACCAACUUACGGGGACCUUAACCACUUGGUCUGCAUGACCAUGAGUGGGGUCACGACCUCUCUGAGAUUCCCCGGACAGCUCAACGCAGACCUGAGGAAGCUGGCUGUCAACAUGGUGCCUUUCCCCCGCCUCCACUUCUUCAUGCCAGGCUUUGCGCCCCUGACAGCCCGUGGCAGUCAACAGUAUCGAGCCCUCACUGUCCCGGAGCUCACCCAGCAGAUGUUCGAUGCUCGCAACAUGAUGACGGCAUGCGACCCAAGGCGGGGGCGCUACCUCACAGUUGCUGGCAUGUUCAGAGGCAAGAUGUCUACCAAACAGGUAGACGAGCAGAUGCUUGCAAUGCAGCAGAAAAACAGCAACUACUUUGUGGACUGGAUCCCCCAUAACGUCAAGGUUGCCGUGUGUGACAUUCCCCCGCGAGGCCUCAGAAUGGCCUCCACCUUCAUCGGAAAUAACACAGCCAUUCAGGAGAUAUUCCGUCGUGUAGGCGAGCAGUUCUCCAUGAUGUUCAGACGCAAGGCUUUUCUCCACUGGUAUACAGGGGAAGGUAUGGAUGAACUGGAGUUCAACGAGGCAGAGAGCAACCUUAACGACCUGGUGUCAGAGUACCAGCAGUACCAAGAUGCCACAGCAGAUCUGGGUUGGGAAGGUGGGGAUGAAGAAGAGGAGGAACCCUCAACACCAGCGACAACAAAAGUCAGUUCUCGGAUGGAAGUUAAACUGGAAACAGUGACGGAAAUGAGCAAAGACGCUGUAGAUGAGUAGAAGACAAAGGGUAUACAGUGUGGUGUGUAGGUUUGAUUGUUGAGGGAAUUUUGGUCUGAAAAGGAACUCUUAUUUUGUAGUUUAAUUUAUGCCAGUGAUUGAUGUAGUCUUUACUGGAUUAAAUGUGUUUAAAAAAA